Messenger RNA from Drosophila sechellia, 1494 nucleotides. Its product is annotated as endothelial lipase. The transcript is spliced from 4 exons. The coding region runs from base 229 to 1449 and encodes 406 amino acids. NCBI's taxonomy places the organism in Eukaryota, Metazoa, Arthropoda, Insecta, Diptera, Drosophilidae. The record is from RefSeq and is a predicted model, not a curated record. Gene Ontology annotation, biological process: lipid catabolic process. Gene Ontology annotation, molecular function: serine hydrolase activity; lipase activity.
AUGAUCAUCGUCUUCACGGGUCUUUUGGAGUUACAAGCGAGUCGGGUUCUUCAGUAGCCAGCCACGGGGCAAACCAUUCGGUCCAGAAGAGCGUGUCUUCCGUCUUGAGAUCUCGGAUUACUCCCCCAAUUCUUCGCUCCUCUAUUUUUUUUCUGGUGCUGCUCAGUGACAGUGAGUGUGUGUGUGUGUGUGUGUGGUGUUUUCGGUGGUGCAUGACCCUUUAACCGCAUGCCCGGUCACGUGAACCACCUUCUGCUCCUUGGCUGCCUGCUCUGCCUGCUCGGCGAUGUGCCGAGGAUCGAGGCUUUCCACCGCUGGAGUCCCAUGAUGAAGGCCUUCCGCUAUCUCCAGGAGACCAUGCUCCGGAAUAGCCUGGAACGUGCCCAUCUCAAUCAUGGCAUCGUCUUCGAGUGUCGCACCAUAUCAGCUAAGGAUUUUGGCAACGAAGUGCAUUUCAAUCUGCAGCUUGGAGACCUUCGAGGAUUUCGUCGCCUCGAUCCUAACAAAAAGUUGGCCCUAUUUUUGCACGGCUGGAAUGAUCAGGGCAGCAAGGAUUGGGUGCAAGAAUUACUGCUAACUUGGACCCUAUUCGACUCCAAUUACAAUGUGUGCGUUGUGGACUGGGGAAACCUGUCGCAGAACGACUACAAGUCCGCCUCCAUGUCCAUUUUCGAUGUGGGCUUAACGGUGGCUGGAAUCAUCAUGGCCCUGGAGGAGCUGCGUCCCAAUCACUUUCAUCGGCGCAACGUGACCUUGGCGGGCUACAGCUUGGGUGCCCAUGCCGCUGGAUACGCGGGCGCGGUGCUGGAGGGUCAGGUGGAGCAGAUCAUUGGCUUGGAUCCCGCUGGACCGCUGUUCUCGCUGCCCGCCGAGGUGGCGCCCAAGUACCGCUUGGAUCCAGGAGAUGCGCAGUUCGUCCAGGUACUUCACACUUCCGGCGGCUCCUUGGGCACCAGUCUGAAGUGCGGCCACGCCGAUUUCUAUCCCAACGGAGGCAGGGCGCCUCAAACGAACUGCAAGAUGUUCGCCAAUCUGCGCGACAUGCAAAAUACCAAUCCCGUUUCCUGCAGUCACUCGGCGGCUGCGAUCUUCUUCCGGCAAUCGAUGGAUCCCGAGUACCCGUUCGUGGGCUACGAGUGCGGCAGCUACCGGCAGUUCGCCGCCGGAUAUUGCGAUGGCAACCGGAAGGCGCGCUUCGGGAUCCAUUCGCAGAGGCGUGCGCAGGGGAGCUUCUACUUCCGCACCGCCCCCCAGCAGCCGUACGUGCCGAGGCGACAGGCCAACUGGCUGAGCGGGGUGGGGCGCAUGUCGUCGAGCACGGUCAGUCAGGUCAGCCAAAGCCCCCUGGUGCUGCGCCUCUGGACGAACAGCUGGCGGCGGCGGGAGCGAGCGAGAGAGCGACAGCGAAGAGACAGAGACAGAGAAAGAUCGCUGUGCGCGAAUAAGUAGUUCCUAGUGUUUUGUUAGUGUUAAAAUAAACGCAGCCUACAUGUA